AUGGCUGCUAAAUCGCCCACAACCAGCGUGAAGUCGCGCGAGAUCAUCGGCGGCGACCAGUUCAGUCAGCGGCGCGAGAUCUUUGAAAAACACAAUACUGUGUUCCUGCCCUUACCCUCUCCCGGGGCCACCACAACCAUUUAUAGAGAGGUCGAGCCCAUCAUCACAUCUAACCACGGUAAAACCACCUCUAACUUCAAACGGAACACCAGUGGAUAUUCCAGCAUGAGGGAGACCAGGAAUGAUGAUCGUCCGCAAUUCGAAUUUCGAACACGAAAAUACUCCGACAAUUUCACAUCUGAACUUAACCAAAGUGACGAUGUGGACUACAGGUACAGUACUGUAGAGCGAACGAGGCGACUCUCUAAAAUGAGAAGGGAUUUUCUUAAUUCCAAUCUUCACGAACCUCAUGAGAGCAAUUUCGCCCGAAGUGGCGUCCGCGCAUCUAUGCCUACUGCAAACGUAACGAAAUACAAAAUAGAAAGCCCAAAAAUUCACAAGUUUCCUUUUGCCGAACCCUACAGUACUCCAACACCUGUGCGACGAAUUCUAGUAGAUUUAGGAUUGCCAGAUACUGAAGGAUCAGAAGAAAAAGAGAAUCUUAGCCCAGAAACCCGCAGGAAACAUCAGAGCUUGCCGCACGACCAAGGCUCACCAAAGACAGACCGACAAAAAUUAUUUGAAGAGUUAGUCAAGCGAUAUUCGCCACAGAGAAAACCUGUGGAUUGGACUCUUCCCCCAACGAAACCUAAGGUCAUAGGAUCAGUGCCAAAAUCAACAUCCAGUGGUCCGGAAAGCAUCGACAACACCGAUACAGCGGACAAAGACGAAGUCUUCGAAAAUAAAGAAAGUGCUGAGUCCACAAAAGUAGACGAAAAUCAACUUAACCAGGAAAUGAAACCACACAUCGAAAUCUUGCACAAUGGGCCUGAAACGGUAGAGGAAACACAGAAGGACGAGUCAAAAAGCUCUCUUACAGAGUUAGAAGAGAAUGACUUCGUACCAGAACUGUCUCAUUUAAAAAGACAAUUAAGUAGAGAAUCGGCGAAAAGGCCACCUAAGGACGUUAUUGUAGACUUAACCAUUCCAGCAUUGAUAGACCAGAUGACAAAAGAAGGGGAGAAGAUUGAACAUCAAAAGACCAAUGGAAAAAAAGUGAAAAGGAAACGAAGCUUCCUUGAUAAACUUCUUGGACGUAAGAAAGAUGUUAGAAGUGAGAAGUGA
Messenger RNA from Pieris macdunnoughi, 1224 nucleotides. The record is from the annotation of a GenBank genome assembly. NCBI's taxonomy places the organism in Eukaryota, Metazoa, Arthropoda, Insecta, Lepidoptera, Pieridae.